GGAAUGGUGGAAUUUGGAUUUCGACUGGGAUUCCGCGAAGCAACUUCAGCUAAAGUGUACAACACCAAAAAUUCUCCCUUAUAAAAUGGAUCCAAUACGACCUGACUUCAAACCUCAUCUUUACACUUGAUUUCUCUCUCUCUCUCUAGAGGAAUAGGGAUCCAUCUUCCAUGGCGUCCCUGGACUGCUCGGCGGAGCAACUGGCUCAGCUCUUGGGUCCCAACGGCACGGCCGCCGCCUCUUUCAUAUGCGAUCGAUUCUCCGCCGUCUCCGACAGUUUCACCGACACCAACUAUGCGGUCGACAAUACUUACCUCCUUUUCUCUGCUUAUCUCGUCUUUGCCAUGCAGCUUGGCUUCGCCAUGCUCUGCGCUGGCUCUGUGCGUGCCAAGAACACCAUGAAUAUUAUGCUCACCAAUGUCCUCGAUGCCGCCACCGGUGGCCUUUUCUACUAUCUCUUUGGCUUCGCUUUUGCCUUUGGCUCUCCCUCCAAUGGCUUCAUCGGUAAACACUUCUUUGCCCUCAAGUCCAUUCCAACCUCAACCUUCGACUACAGCAACUUCCUCUACCAGUGGGCUUUCGCCAUCGCCGCCGCCGGCAUCACCAGCGGCUCCAUCGCCGAACGGACCCAGUUUGUGGCUUAUUUGAUUUACUCAUCUUUCUUGACUGGCUUUGUCUACCCCGUCGUUUCUCACUGGUUCUGGUCCAGCGACGGUUGGGCUAGCGCCUCGAAUUCCGGAAACCUGUUGUUCGGUUCUGGGGUUAUUGAUUUUGCCGGCUCCGGCGUUGUCCAUAUGGUCGGCGGCAUCGCCGGGCUUUGGGGUGCAUUCAUUGAGGGACCCAGGAUUGGGCGGUUCGGUCACUCCGGCAGAUCCCUGGUUCUGCGAGGACACAGCUCUACGCUGGUGGUUCUCGGCACUUUCUUGUUGUGGUUUGGCUGGUACGGUUUCAAUCCCGGCUCCUUCUUGAAGAUUUCCGUUGCUUACUCCGGUGGGGGCAACUAUUACGGACAAUGGAGCGCCGUCGGUAGAACCGCCGUGACCACCACCCUAGCCGGUUGCACCGCCGCUCUAACCACCCUCUUCGGCAAACGCAUCCUCUCCGGCCACUGGAACGUCACCGACGUUUGCAACGGCCUCCUCGGCGGCUUCGCAGCCAUCACCUCCGGAUGCUCAGUGGUGGAGCCGUGGGCCGCCAUAAUCUGCGGAUUCGUAGCGGCGGUGGUGCUCAUCUCCUGCAACAAGCUUGCCGAAAAGGUAAAAUUCGACGACCCACUUGAAGCCACCCAACUCCACGGCGGCUGCGGCGCCUGGGGCAUCAUCUUCACAGCGCUGUUCGCGACUAAAGACUAUGUGAGCCAAGUGUAUAACUCGGGGCAACCAGGUAGGCCGUACGGGCUGUUCAUGGGGGGCGGCGGAAGGCUUCUGGCGGCCCACAUCAUCCAAAUACUAGUGAUAACUGGGUGGGUCUCUGCCACAAUGGGCACCCUCUUCUUCAUCCUCCACAAGCUCAAACUUCUGAGAAUCUCAGCAGAAGACGAAAUGGCUGGCAUGGAUCUGACUCGCCAUGGUGGCUUCGCUUACAUGUAUCACGAAGAUGAUGAUUCGAACAAGCACGCAUUCGAGCUGAGGAAGAUCGAACCAGCUGCUCCAACCACUAUUGUCACUACCACAAAUUAAGGCAAAAUCAUUUUACCUAUUUUAACUUUUUAAUUACAUAUAUAUAAUUUUUUGUCACUUAGGAUUUGAAGAUUUGAAUUAGCUUUGAAGAUUGAAAGUGUGACUGUCAAAGAUAGAUUUUGGGUUGAGUGGGUGGGUGGGUGGGUGGCUGUGAAUGGAGAUAACGAUAUGUCGGAGUAUUGUUUUGGUUGUUUUGGUGAUGAAUAAUGUGCAUAAGCUGUUGUGGUUGAAUAGUCCAUGUUGGAGUCUGGACAAUCUUUUUGACUUUUCCUUUGCCUUUUUUCUUUUUUUUUUUCCUUCCCAGAGAUUUGGGUAUGGGAUUGGUGGGCCAAAAACUGAAUCAAACAUGCAUAUUCAUGUGAAGUAUGUGACGAACCUCAUAUCCCACUGGCCCACAUGUAUAGGGAAUGGAAUGAAGGGGAGAGAUUCUCCUGAUUCCACUCAAUGUGGUGUCACAAGACUCAC
Messenger RNA from Vitis vinifera (wine grape), 2144 nucleotides. RefSeq names its product ammonium transporter 1 member 1. NCBI's taxonomy places the organism in Eukaryota, Viridiplantae, Streptophyta, Magnoliopsida, Vitales, Vitaceae. The record is from RefSeq and is a predicted model, not a curated record. Gene Ontology annotation, molecular function: ammonium channel activity. Gene Ontology annotation, biological process: ammonium transmembrane transport; ammonium homeostasis. The transcript has a single exon. Gene Ontology annotation, cellular component: membrane. Bases 171 to 1679 code for a protein of 502 amino acids.